Molecule: messenger RNA, 1380 nt
Organism: Verticillium nonalfalfae
Lineage: Eukaryota; Fungi; Ascomycota; Sordariomycetes; Glomerellales; Plectosphaerellaceae
Exons: 6
Coding region: 1-1380 (459 amino acids)
Source: RefSeq, a predicted model, not a curated record
AUGCUCUCGGCCAUCCACAUCACCCCCAACGCGUCGCAUGUCGAAUACCUAGAUCCAGUUCCAACGUUACUCGACCUCCUUUCGAACCACCUGAUUCUCGCGCAAACUGCACCUUACCUGUCUGCUUCCACACGCCUGAACCUCGCUUCGACAAGUCACGACUUCCGCGGGCUUGUUCUUCACACGCCCGGCGUGUUCCGCCACCUCGACCUCACCCACACUCGCGCUGCCCAACUUGACAUCGCUCCAGUCGACCGCGGCGGCGAGACCUGGCGCAACGUCCAACUUGACGAGAAUCUGACCGAGGAUGAGUUCUACUCAGGUCCCUUACGUGGCAUAUUCAGCCGCCUCCGCUACCACAACCUCCUCGCCGAUGUUCAGACUCUGAUCCUCGACACCCUACCCGUGACAGCCGAGCUUUGCCACGAGCUGAUCCUCGAUCCAUAUUACAACAUCCGAUUGCUCUCGCUGCGUGGGAGCAAGCAUCUCAACGAGCGGCAGCUCUGUCGCACUCUCCAAUAUGCAUGCCGUCCUACGCGUCCGGAGAAUACUCCACGCCUCAAAGCCCUCUACAUCUUUGGUGCGCCGGACAUGGCACAUGCUCCUGAUGAUUGGCAUAAUCGGAAGGGCAGGAUGAUUGCCCGAGCGCCGCUCGACGAAUGGGCUGCCACGCUUGUUGAUUGCCGUGGUAUCAUUGCCUUUGAUGCCCUGCCAUGCAAUGGCCCGCGUCACAUCAGCUCCCCUGCAUAUGGCAAGGUUCCUGCUUCCCAUCUUGUGACUGCACCAGGUUCGCGGGACUCUCGGCCUCAGUGGGCUGUUGCGACACAUGCCGUCCCUGGUUGUGCAGGUUGCGGUGCUGCUCCGGAGGGAGUCACUACUCAUGCCUGCACGCCACCCUCACUUCUGCCCCUCUUGGCGCCGCCUCCCCUCCUCUCGUCCUCCAUCAAAGCAGCAACGGUUCCUUGCUCACCCUCUACGUCCUCCGGCUUCGUUGCAAGAUGUGCCGACUGCCUUCGCGAUCGGUACUGCAACAGUUGCAACAAAUGGUGGUGCGAGGAAUGUUACGUGCCACCGACAGCGCCUGCAAGUCCCGGCCCUGUCAACCUUGCCGCCGCCGAUGUGGUUAUUGUCAGUCCUGAAGGCGAUGCUUGGGUCCAGCAACACGAGGACGAAGACCAUCGUACCUCACACGCCAAAUCGAAGGGACGCAUCAUCAAGAGCUGUUGGGAAUGUGGUAGUAAUUGCCACGACUGCAUCGAGCAGACCCAGCGAUUUUGCCGUGGAUGCUGCGGCGGUUACUGCAUCAUCCAUAACGAAGGAUCGACAGCUCAUUUGUGCGACUGGUGUUCCAGCCGCGGUCGCUUCCUCCGUCACCUCUAA